AUGGAGAAACGAGAAGAUAACCGAGAGGCUAGGGAACUAUGCGGAAGCUUGAUGUUUCCCAUCUUGUCGUGUAAUCUGUCCGGAGCAAGCCACGGGGGAUACCUGCAUGACUCGGAGGAUGGUUCCGCGUUGACAGUCAGUCAAAAGUACCCGAGGCAGAAGGACGCAGAUCCUGAAUCUCGCAAACGAACAAAGGCGAGUGUAGCCGUGAUGAUGACGGCUGCAGAUUCCCUGACUGCGGCGGCGGGUGUCCGUUCCACGCAAUCUCACGGAUCGCCAAACCGCCCGCGGAAAAUAGAGGCAAAUGCAGCCCAUCUCCGCCAGAUACCCAUUUACACCAAGUCAAGUGCAGACCGAGACACUUCGGGCCUGAACAAUCUGCAAGUUGGACCAAGGAGCGCCAUGAAACGGCAGUCUAUGCCCAUUGUGCCAGAAAGCAAGGUCCACGAUGUCCUCGAGGCCGUUCCAAAGAUCGAGAUCCACCAUGUUGAGCACCACUGA
Molecule: messenger RNA, 501 nt
Organism: Colletotrichum higginsianum IMI 349063
Lineage: Eukaryota; Fungi; Ascomycota; Sordariomycetes; Glomerellales; Glomerellaceae
Exons: 2
Coding region: 1-501 (166 amino acids)
Source: RefSeq, a predicted model, not a curated record